Molecule: messenger RNA, 603 nt
Organism: Juglans regia (Persian walnut)
Lineage: Eukaryota; Viridiplantae; Streptophyta; Magnoliopsida; Fagales; Juglandaceae
Product: probable metal-nicotianamine transporter YSL7
Exons: 1
Cellular component (GO): membrane
Molecular function (GO): oligopeptide transmembrane transporter activity
Source: RefSeq, a predicted model, not a curated record
UCCGUUGAGAAAGUAUUCUCGAGCAAGGAGGUGCCUCCAUGGCAAAAGCAGCUGACGUUGAGGGCCUUUGUGGUGAGCUUCGUGUUAGGGGUUCUCUUCACCUUCAUCGUGAUGAAGCUCAACCUGACCACUGGGAUUAUACCAUCCCUCAACGUGUCUGCGGGGCUGCUGGGCUUCUUCUUCGUCAAGACUUGGACCAAGUUGCUAGAGAAGUCCGGGAUGCUGAGGCAGCCUUUCACCAGGCAAGAGAACACCGUUAUACAGACCUGCGUUGUUGCCUCCUCCGGCAUUGCUUUCAGCGGUGGCUUUGGCAAUUACCUCUUUGGAAUGAGUGAAGUUGUUGCCAAACAAUCUACAGAGGCUAACAAUGCACAAAAUAUUAAGAAUCCAACUUUGGGAUGGAUGAUUGGGUUUCUUUUUGUUGUUAGCUUUCUCGGUCUGUUUUCCGUGGUGCCUCUUCGAAAGAUUAUGAUUAUAGACUUCAAGUUGAUAUAUCCAAGUGGUACCGCAACUGCCCACCUUAUCAACAGCUUCCAUACUCCACAGGGUGCCAAGCUAGCAAAGAAACAAGUGAGAGCAUUGGGGAAGUUCUUCUCCUUUAGC